CGCGGAGCGGAAGCAGCGGCCAGAGGCUCGGAGCGGCGGCCGAGCGGCGGGCGACGGAGGCGGGCGACUCGGGCCGCGGCCGGGACGGAGCCGGGGCCAUGGAGCCGCCGCUGCCGGGCUGAAGAGGGCCGGCGCCGCGCAGCCCGCGGCGAUGGCGGGCUACGCGCGCCGCCAGGGCGUCACCCCGCUGUCCCGGGCCCGGAGCCUCGUCAUUCCGGACGCUCCCGCGUUCUAUGAGCGCCGGUCUUGUCUCCCCCAGCUAGACUGUGAGCGCCCCCCAGCCAGGGACCUGGAGUCCCACUUCUUCGGCAUUCGGCCGACGUUUAUGUGCUAUGUACCCAGUCCGGUGCUAGCUUCCGUGGGAGACACAGAUUUUGGCUAUGGAAAGGGGAAGUGUGCCAAGCAAGGUCCACCAGGAGCUCAGAACACACACUUUGGAGAUGAUAAACUCGGAGAUCUGGAAGCGGCAAACCCGUUCUCCUUUAAAGAGUUUUUAAAGACCAAGAACCUGAGCCUGUCAAAAGAGGACACCGACAGCAGGGUUUACUCACAGGAAGCCACGAGGCACUCGCUGGGACUUGACCGCACCUCCCCAACUUCCCAGACUGUGGGCUAUGGCCUGGAGUAUCAGCAGCCAUUUUUUGAAGACCCGACGGGGGCUGGCAACCUCCUGGACGAGGACGAGGACGAGGAGGACGGGUGGAACGGGGCCUACCUGCCGUCUGCCGUGGAGCAGACGCACUCCUCCAGGGUGGCCGCCAGCACGUCGCCCUGCAGCACGUACGUCUCCUUUUUCUCCAACCCGUCGGAGCUGGUGGGGCCCGCGUCUCUGCCCCCAUGGACGCUGAGCGACUCCGACUCUCGCAUCUCCCCGACGGGGAGCCCCAGCACUGACUUCACAGCCCACGGAGAGAGUCUGGGGGACAGGCACCUUCGGACGCUGCAGAUAAGUUACGAAGCACUGAAAGAUGAGAAUUCUAAGCUAAGAAGAAAGCUGACUGAGAUUCAGAGCUUCUCUGAAACUCAAACAGAAAUGGUGAGGACGCUUGAGCGGAAGUUAGAAGCGAAAAUGAUCAAGGAGGAGCGUGACUAUCACGACCUGGAGUCGGUGGUGCAGCAGGUGGAGCAGAAUCUGGAGCUCAUGACCGUGAGCAGCCAGGGCCCUUGUUCGUGGGGAGAGGUGGGCGGGCCCGCCUGGCCAGACGUCGUGAAGCGUCAGAAACGUGCAGUGAAGGCAGAAAAUCACGUCCUGAAACUGAGACAGGAGGUCAGCUUGCUCCAGGCCCAGGUCUCUGAUUUCAAGCGUGAGAACGAAGCCCUGCGGUCAGGCCAGGGCGCCAGCCUCACGGUGGUGAAGCAGAACACGGAUGUGGCCCUGCAGAACCUCCGUGUGGUCAUGAACAAUGCGCAUGCCUCCAUCAAGCAGCUGGUUUCUGGAGCUGAAACGUUGAAUCUCGUUGCUGAAAUCCUUAAAUCUAUAGACAGAAUUUCUGAGAUUAAAGACCAAGGGGAGGAGUCGUGAGAGCCACAGAGGUGCUUCCAGCUCCCAGCUCUGUUUACAUCCUGAAACCACUUCCCGACGGAUUCCAAGCUGCCACGACGUCUCUGAGUGUGCAGACUUCACCCACAGUAAAGCUUUAUCCCGAGACACUAACUUCGUGACGUGCGGCAGUGUUAUUAGCCACACACAUGGGGCCGCACCUGCGCUUCUGCGUAGCCUUUCUAGCUGAGCUCCACACCGCCUCGUAGACGCUGAUCAUCUAUUCGAAGGCAAUUCUAUAAAAGCCAGUGAUUUUUUUUUUAAGUUAGUAAACGAAAGCAGCGGUUCUGUAGUGUUUCCAUCGUCAUUGCAGCGCUCUAGCUGUAAGAUGAGUUCCGUUGGCCGUCUUUGCUUUUGUCAGUAGAGACACUACGGGAGCGAGCCGAAAAGUACACACUCUCCUUGGACAGGGACGUGUACCUUACUGCCCUUGCUCAGCAUGCCCUGGCUUGCGGCCUGCUCCCUCGGCUUCUGGCAGGGGAGGGCUCUUGCGGUUGGUGGUCUGAGCACAGGCGCCCUGUGCGGUGGCCGCUGUUGUCCCCCUAGGGACCAAGGUCAGCACAGGCAUUCCACAGCCGGACACGGUCUAAGAGCAUCUCUUCACGGGCCUUCAGACCUGGGAGCUCUGUGGCUGGAGGGUUUGAUAGGCGUUUCCAGUGGCAUCUUGCGCAGCGACUUGCAGGAUUCAGGGACGUGAAGCGUGGGCAGAGUCCCCAGGUCAGCUUGAGGGCCCCCAGGGUGCCUUCCAGCCCCUCCUAGCGGAGGAGCCGUAACACACACUAGAUGCCUUUUGCGCUCUUUUCCUGUGAGUGUUAUUUUUUUAAAUAAACGUCCUUUUCUCCUCCUGUUCAAAUCAACAGUUUUCUUAUUUAAUAAACUCUAAAAGUCA
Molecule: messenger RNA, 2429 nt
Organism: Bubalus bubalis (water buffalo)
Lineage: Eukaryota; Metazoa; Chordata; Mammalia; Artiodactyla; Bovidae
Gene: ENTR1
Product: endosome associated trafficking regulator 1
Exons: 10
Coding region: 152-1522 (456 amino acids)
Biological process (GO): positive regulation of cilium assembly; positive regulation of protein localization to cilium; regulation of cytokinesis
Cellular component (GO): recycling endosome; ciliary basal body; midbody
Source: RefSeq, a predicted model, not a curated record